Messenger RNA from Plasmodium malariae, 858 nucleotides. RefSeq names its product PIR protein. The coding region runs from base 1 to 858 and encodes 285 amino acids. The transcript is spliced from 2 exons. NCBI's taxonomy places the organism in Eukaryota, Apicomplexa, Aconoidasida, Haemosporida, Plasmodiidae. The record is from RefSeq and is a predicted model, not a curated record.
AUGUCCGUAAAACAAAUAAAACGUCAGUUAUAUUUUUUGGAAAAAUGGCCCGAAUAUAAUUUUGACAAAUUCCGAGGUAUUGUUAAUGAAAAAUAUAAAUCAUCAACAUGUAAAAACGGUGAGGGGUUGGAUAUACAAGGAAACACAGAGAAAUGCGUUAAGUUACAUACUAUUUUAGAUGACUUAGAGAACAUUUUAGAUUUAUCGCAUGGUAAAUUUAGUAAUAUCUGGAAUGACUUUAAGGAUGUAAUAUCGCCAACUAGUAAGAGCAAUAUUUAUUCUUCCACAGCAAUAGACCGUUUUAUAGAUACUUAUGGAAAAAUAGUAGAAGAUUAUUAUGUGAGAAGUUUUAAUAAAUAUAAGAAUUUACAUGGGAAUGAAGAAGAAGUUAUAGACACAAUGAUUUUGUAUUAUUUUGUUGAAAACAUUGAAAAUAUUAAAAGAAUGAUUAGUGAAGCACGUGAUAAAAAUAAUAAUAUAUGUUGUUGGUUUAUUAAUCAUUGUCUUGAAAUAGUAAGAAAAUAUCAAAACGGUAAGUGCUCUAGUGCUAUUUUUGAUAAAUCUACUGGAAGUACUGUAUGUAGAGAGGUAAAUAAUUUUUUGGCACAGUAUAAAGAAAAAGUAUUACCUGUUUUAAAAUCCAAGCCCAACAUAAUAGCUGAAAAUACUUAUUCCAUGUUGAGUCCAAUUCCUUGCUCAUCAGAAGACCCAUUUAGAAAUAAUUUUUAUAGUUUUUUUAGAAGUAGUUCAGAAUUAUCAAAAACAGGCAAAGGAGUAAUAACAGUUUUUUCCAUUUUUGGAGUUUUUAUGAUUCUUUUCUUUUUAUAUAAGGUUAGUAAAAAUAGUGUACUAAUAUGA